CUGCGCCUUUUUACGCACAAAACAAGUCAGAGCGCACGCACGACCGGCGGGGAGAACGGCAGAGACAAUAGACAACAGUUUUGGGUCAUCAUGGUAUUUGGAUUUGUACCCGUAUAUUAACACGCGCGCCGGACUGUGACAUACAGGUGAACGAUCAGUGAACGCGUCUGUCCAUCCGCCGGCACAAAGUUUCUCCAGGUUUUUUUAAUGUUGCCAACCGAGAUUUCAGGAGGAGUGUGUUUCACCUCAAGCGAUCACACUGAGGGAAGAAGAGAAGGGAUGAAAACAGAGGAAAGCCCGCAGCCCUGUCAGCAGCAGCCUCCGUCCUCAACGCCCUUUGGUCAGGAGUAUAGGGGAGGAGGAGAAAUGUGCGCGGCCUGCGAGUCUCCCAUCGCCGACCGCUUCCUGCUGCGCGUGAACGAGCGCUCCUGGCACGAGACCUGCGUCAAGUGCGCCGUGUGUUUGAGCGCGCUCACCGGAACCUGUUACUGCAGGGACCGCCUGCUGUACUGCAAGCACGACUACGAAAAGCUGUUUGUAAGAAAGUGCAGCGCAUGCCUGCAGGUGAUUGGACGCUCAGAGCUGAUAAUGCGCGUGCUAGGCCAGGUGUACCAUCUGGGCUGCUUUACCUGCUGUGAGUGUGAACGCCGGCUGCAAAGAGGUGAUGAGUUUGUACUGAAAGAAGGCCAGCUGCUCUGCCGUAUGGACUAUGAGAAGGAGAGGGAAAUGUUGGCUGCUAUUAGUCCCACACCAACCGAAUCAGUAAAAAGUGAGGAUGAGGACGGUGGGGGAGGAUCUGGUGGAGGGAAAGGCGGAGAUGAAAGCAAGGAGCACAAGCGUUCAAAACGGCCGCGCACCAUCUUGACCACACAACAGCGCCGCGCUUUCAAGGCCUCCUUUGAAGUGUCCGCUAAGCCUUGUCGCAAGGUGAGAGAGACACUGGCGGCUGAGACCGGGCUGACAGUGCGCGUUGUGCAGGUGUGGUUUCAAAACCAGAGAGCCAAGAUGAAGAAGAUCGCUCGCAGACAGCAGCAGCAGCAGCAGCAGCAGCAGGAACAGGAGCAGCUGGGGGGGACCAGACGAGGACCAAGUCGAGGAGGGCGCCAGAGCAACGACGACAGCGAGGAUGGCUCUAGUACCCACGGCAUGGAUGGGAUGCUGGGAUAUCCCUCUCUGCCACGGCAGCAGCUACUUGCUCUGGACCCCAACAUCUACGGCGGAGAACCAUUUCGACACGGGCUCACGCCGCCUCAGCUGAGCAACGAGCAGCUCCACUCUUAUGACUCGGAGACGGUGUUCCAUGACCUGGACAGUGAUGGAAGCCUCGGUCACCUUGGAGACUGCCUCUUGGCAACGGGGGACGGCAGUCUGCUGGCAGGGCGAGUGGGAAACCCCAUUGACCGCCUCUACUCAAUGCAGAACUCCUACUUCACCUCCUGACCCUUAUAAACUCUCGCCCUUCCCACUCCUGUUUCACCUUUCACCUCCGAGAUGCAGCUAAUGGAGUCCGUCCAUCAACAUGCCCGUGGGACCGCUCUCCUUGAUGCAGCCCUUCUGAGCUUUUAUCAUAGGCUAAAAUCAUCACAGAGCCAUACAUUGUCAUAACAACACUUUGCAGCAUAUUAGUUAUAUAUUCCAACUGUCUUCAACCGUUUUCUUGGUGAGAAUCACAUGCUGGAAAUACAAACACUGUAAAUGCCCAAAAUAUGUAAAAAGAACUUCAAUUUCUUCUGUUGUAUUCAUGUAAUGUAACACGUUUCAUGGCACUUUCUGACAAAAAAAAGACACCUAUCAAACAUAUUUAUGUGUAUAUUAUGGUUUUCAUAUGAUAAUUGGAAAUUUAAGUGGAAUUUAUCAAUGAAGGUACGUUCAACGACUCUCGGCAGGCCUUGUGAGCAGCCGAGAGUCAAAGUUAGUUUAUUGCUUAACUAUUUUUUUUAACACGACUGAUGAUUAGUGUGUGGGAGACUGCAGCGUAUACAAUACUGUAUAUGGAUUGGAGUACAAUUUUGCUCUCAGGUUAGUGUGUAUGUGUAUGAGACCUGAGCUCUAACUCAGGAUAUUGAGCUGGAUAGAAGUACAAUUUAACUUGCCCAGUGACUUUAAGAAGGCUGACUGCAAAGAGGAAGAAACUCUCCAUGUAAAGUGGUAACUUCAAACUGCAUUCUUAGUUUUUGAUAAUGCAUGACAGGUUUAAUAUGAACCAAAAAAAUAAUAAUCACAUCUUUUUUUAACAUUUAGACACUACAGGGUUAUUUGCGUAGCCUUAUGCGGAAACAGGGUUGUAUAAGUGAUUUGUUAUUUUGCUUUACAUUCUCUUUUAAAAUGUAAUCAGAUAGAAACAGUGCCGUAAAUGACAACCAAUAGAUCUAUCAUGCCUAAAAACACUGGGCACAUGAUAAUGUGCUCUCAAAUGUAAAUGUGAGUAUGACUGUGUUACAAUUAACUGUUGUAUUCAAUUUCUGUAAAAACUUAUUUCUCAAACAUCUCAAAUUAGAUGUUGUUAGGUAGAUAUUUUGUACCUUUUUCUGUGAUAAUCAGCAAAUAUUUAAAUUGUAGCAUGAUAUUUAUGUGUCACAAAGUAGGUCUAAAGAAAUAGCCUCCAAACGGAAACUGGAAAGCAAGUGCAGAGAACCAGAAUCAGACUCAAUGUGGUGCAGAAUAAAAUAGGAUUAGGAUGAUACUUGUUUAAAUUAGGUGCCAGUGAUCGGCUUCAGCUUGUCACAUUCUUUCAUGACAUGUUGGACUCUGAUCACUGACUCAUGGUAUUUUUACAGUGAUAUUUUUGUAAAUGUAACUUAUUUGUGCGGUAUUAGGCGAAUUCCUAUCUUACCUUUUUAGUUCAGUGACUGCCAGGUGAUGUGCUUUGAAUGUAAUAUUGCCGUAUCUUCAAUACAAUCUGCGGUUUCAUAUUUGAA
This is a messenger RNA of Gasterosteus aculeatus aculeatus (three-spined stickleback), 2918 nucleotides long. RefSeq names its product LIM homeobox transcription factor 1, alpha-like (gene lmx1al). The record is from RefSeq and is a predicted model, not a curated record. Gene Ontology annotation, molecular function: RNA polymerase II transcription regulatory region sequence-specific DNA binding; DNA-binding transcription factor activity, RNA polymerase II-specific. NCBI's taxonomy places the organism in Eukaryota, Metazoa, Chordata, Actinopteri, Perciformes, Gasterosteidae. Gene Ontology annotation, biological process: neuron differentiation; regulation of transcription by RNA polymerase II. Gene Ontology annotation, cellular component: nucleus.